Stylophora pistillata is the source of this 1480-nucleotide messenger RNA. Its product is annotated as riboflavin-binding protein pseudogene. NCBI's taxonomy places the organism in Eukaryota, Metazoa, Cnidaria, Anthozoa, Scleractinia, Pocilloporidae. The record is from RefSeq and is a predicted model, not a curated record.
CGAUGAACCCACAGUAAAAUGCAAAAGUCAAAUAGUAUUUGAUUGGGGAAGACUCGAAAUACCAUUUGCCGGGAGUUUGCUCUUGUUCUUGUGAUCUGGCACUUUCCAUGUACGUCAGUGUGAGUGAGAAAAUUGGCUCAGAAACUUCUUGGUCGCCAGGUAGCAACGACUACACCGGGAGCAAUGAAGGGAAGAAGCAAUUCUGAUCCCAUUAAGGUAAUGGAGAAGUCAAAUCAAUUUUUUAUGCCAAUAACAAGAAGGAAAAAGAUGAGAAAGGAAAGGAAAUGUGCUGGAGAUUAAAAGUCUUUUCAAGCAUGUCUUUCAAACAGCAAAGCUGACAUUAUUAAUUCCACUCGAUUUCUAAAUUUUGAAUGAUACAAUUAGCUGGUGUAAAGAGAUUGUGCAACAAUUCUCAGAAAAUAAUGAUGACUAGUGACAAAUCCUUUGUUUCUGUUGGUUUUGUGCCUCUCUGUAGAUCUCUCUUUCCAUUGGUCAAUACUGGUGUUUGUGUGUUAACAAUUAAUAUUCAUCAUGUAUUCUCGAUUUUCACGGUUUUGUGAGUUUGACGGUCAGCGAAAUUUAGGUACAACACGUGUUUCAAACUUUACUGAGGAACCAUGUACGCUACAAGGAAGUUCUUGAUUCUUGGCUCUUUUCUCCUUUUGAUCGCCAACGUAGCCCUCGGACAUGAAUCAGAACUGAAAUGUCUUCCCGGUAAUAAUCACAAGGAAUAUGCGUCUGCCGAAGAAAACUUGUUAGCUUGUGAAGCGUACAAAGGUAAUUCUUGCUGUACCAGUGACUUCACCAAACAGCUGGUCACCUCUCCAAUCAAAAACAUCUACAAUUUCUCGUGGACACCUUGUAACAACAACUUGAGCGCCAGAUGUGAAGCGUUUUUGGUGUUGAUUGAAUGCUUCUACCGUUGUUCGCCCAACGCGAUCCAUUGGGAAAAUCCAGACUUUCCUUCUGCCAUAAAGAAAGCCCCCAUUUGCGCAAGUUUCUGUGAUGAGUGGUACGAUGCUUGCAAAUACGACUUAACCUGUGGGAGAAACUGGCUGACAGACUUCAACUUGACGGCCGAUGGAGUCAACACGUGUAAAAAUCCUUGCAAAAACUUUAGCGAUUACUUCACCGAUGGCAAGGAUCUUUGCGAGGGAAAGUGGGGCAAGACUUUUGUCUACAAAGAAAAUGAUGUCGAUUGUUUGAAAAUGAAUUUUACGAGUCCUAACCCGAACGACGAGUUGGUAAAAAAACUGUUUGGUCACAAAGACACAAAGUGUGCUAGUUUAGUAAUUGUUUGGAUUACGUCAUUGCUCACUGUUGCCUUGUCGUUGUAGCUUUAAAUAAGUUUCAGUUUGCUUGAAUCAGCUGUAAUUCGCUUUUAAAUGCUUCGUUACUUUAAAACCGUUCACUAGAAUGUAGAUAAAAGCAAAGCUUUGGGAGUAAGAUCAGCGAAUAAAAUUCACCAUAGUUGACUUUG